GCCAUCCUUCUUCUCGGAUGAACGUAUCCAGCUCAUCCUUCUUUCUCGUGAGCCUCGCAGUUCUCUUAAAUGCAAACCACCACCUCCCGAUCUCCCUUGCUUCCUAUCCACCAAACCAAUUGAGCUGCGACACUAGUUGUAGUACUGAAGAAGAGAAGGAAAGGAUGGGGAGUAAUGGUGGACAUGGAGAGUCCUUUUUCAGGCUGCUGAGCGUCGGUGGCGGCGGCGGUGAGGGAUGGCACUCCUACCGCCACUCCAGCUCCACAGAGGGUGGUUCAAGGAGGUGGGGGAGGAAGAGCCCGAGGGACAGGGAGGAGGCCACGGGGUGGUGGGGGGAGAGCGGUGGUGGUGGGAUGGUGUCCAAGAAGAGGGUGAUGGUGGUGAUAGACAGCAGCGCAAGGGCCAAGCAUGCCAUGAUGUGGGCCUUGACCCAUGUGGCCAACAAGGGGGACCUCCUCACCCUUCUCUAUGUUGUCCCUCCCGACCACCACCACGUCAGGGGUGGAGGAGAGGAUGAUGCUACCAACCUUGCCAACUCUCUGGCCACCCUGUGCAAAGCCUGCAAGCCUGAGGUGGAGGUGGAAGCAUUAAUCAUUCAGGGAGCUAAGCUGGCAACUGUGCUAAGCCAAGUGAAGAAGCUGGAGGCUUCUGUUCUGGUGUUGAGCCAAUGCAAGCCUUCCCCAUUCUGCUGCAUGUUGAGGAGCAGCAGUGAGGAAUUUGUGGAGCAGUGCAUCAGCAAAGCCGAUUGCUUGACGCUGGCGGUGAGGAAGCAAAGCAGAGGAGUGGGUGGGUACUUGAUCAGCACAAGGUGGCAGAAGAACUUCUGGCUCUUGGCCUAGGCAUAUCUUAACCUCAUCUCUCAUCCCCAUCCCUCUCUGUGGUUGCUGUAAUCAUCUCCAACUGCUGUAGAGCAAAGCCCUGACCUUCAGAACGUGUUACUGUUGAACUUGAUGUAAUGCUUGAUGGAUCCUUUAUCUUGACAUGACACUGACAUAGUUCAUGUUUUCAUGGACUUGUUUGAUGUUACGAGAUUUCUACAGGA
This is a messenger RNA of Musa acuminata AAA Group (dessert banana), 1042 nucleotides long. RefSeq lists its product as uncharacterized. Lineage: Eukaryota; Viridiplantae; Streptophyta; Magnoliopsida; Zingiberales; Musaceae. Bases 18 to 839 code for a protein of 273 amino acids. The record is from RefSeq and is a predicted model, not a curated record. The transcript has 3 exons.